Molecule: messenger RNA, 1709 nt
Organism: Ascochyta rabiei
Lineage: Eukaryota; Fungi; Ascomycota; Dothideomycetes; Pleosporales; Didymellaceae
Exons: 3
Coding region: 1-930 (309 amino acids)
Biological process (GO): amino acid transmembrane transport
Cellular component (GO): endoplasmic reticulum
Molecular function (GO): amino acid transmembrane transporter activity
Source: RefSeq, a predicted model, not a curated record
AUGAGCGAAUCCCGACAGCUCUUGCAUGAGCACAACUCAGACAGCGAAGACGACGUCGCAGUCGGUCCCACAGCGAGCCCCCGACACCUGUCACCUUCUCCCGCGUCCUCACGAACCAACUCCGCAUCCCCUACCAAUCCCGGCACACGACCGAAUGGCGGCAGCUCCAAGCGCCAAUCCUCCCUUGCACACCCCCGGCCAGGUGGCACACCACGGACGCCGAACCGGGUGCGUUUUGACGAUGAUCCGGUGCGGCGGAGCAUGAACGGGGGUGCGCAAGGCAGUGAAUGGAUAGAGCUCGAGGGCGAGGACUACAUGGACGAACACGGAAACGAUGGGCAAGAAAGAACGCAGAGACUCCCCCUGCUCACUGGUAUCGAGGCGCCGAGCGUCACGGUCGCGGCCGACUUUGACCCGGAGGAGUAUCUGGAGAGUGCGAAGCCAAGGAGCAACAUGCGCAGCUCGUUUAUGAACAUGGCAAACAGCAUCAUCGGCGCCGGCAUCAUCGGACAACCCUACGCCGUCAAAAACGCCGGCCUCGUCACAGGCACCAUCCUCCUGGUUGGCCUUACCGUUGUCGUCGACUGGACUAUCUGUCUUAUUGUCAUCAACUCGAAGCUGAGCGGGACCGAUUCGUACCAGGCGACUGUGCAACACUGCUUUGGGAAGUCUGGACUUGUCGCUAUUUCCAUAGCGCAAUGGCUCUUUGCUUUUGGCGGCAUGAUGGCCUUUUGUGUGAUCGUGGGAGAUACCAUCCCCCAAGUCAUGGAUCAUCUGUUUCCUUCACUCGAGGACAUGUCUUUUCUCUGGCUGCUCACCAACAGACGCGCCGUCAUGAUAUUGUUGAUCUUGGGCAUCUCCUACCCCCUGUCCCUCUACCGCGACAUCGCCAAGGCAACUGCUCCUCCCCAGCCCAACGCAACAAUCUAGCUGACAUACAACAGCUUGCCAAAGCUAGCGGUUUCGCACUCGUCAGCAUGUUCGUUAUCAUCAUCACCGUGGUCACACAAUCCUUCCGCGUUCCAGCCGAAUCUAAAGGUCAGCUCCGUGGUUCCCUAAUCAUCAACGACGGUAUCUUCGAAGCCAUCGGUGUAAUAUCUUUCGCCUUUGUCUGCCAUCACAACUCUCUCUUGAUCUACGGCUCCCUGCGUAAACCGACGAUUGACCGUUUCUCCCGUGUCACGCACUACAGCACCGGCAUCUCCCUUGUUGCCUGUCUUGUCAUGGCCCUCUCAGGCUAUCUGACCUUUGGCGAUAAAACGCUGGGCAAUAUCUUGAACAACUUCCCGCAAGAUAACCUCAUGGUCAAUAUUGCGCGCCUGUUUUUGGGACUCAACAUGCUUACCACGCUCCCUCUCGAAGCAUUCGUCUGCAGAGAAGUCAUGAACGAAUACUGGUUUGCAGACGAACCAUAUCACCCGAACCGCCACAUCAUCUUCACAACCUCGCUCGUCAUCUCUGCGCUGACACUAUCUCUCAUGACAUGCGAUCUCGGCGUUGUAUUUGAGUUGUUCGGCGCUACGAGCGCCUGUGCGCUGGCGUUUAUCUUGCCGCCAUUGUGUUAUAUUAAGCUGACGAAGAAGAGGGACAAGCAGACGUACAUGGCAAUGGGAGUCGUGACGUUCGGGUGCACAGUCCUCGUUAUCUCGAUGAUCAAGACGACUUCGAAGUUGGCCAUGGGAACAGGCGAACCGGUCAAAUGUAGCUGA